Molecule: messenger RNA, 2165 nt
Organism: Python bivittatus (Burmese python)
Lineage: Eukaryota; Metazoa; Chordata; Lepidosauria; Squamata; Pythonidae
Source: RefSeq, a predicted model, not a curated record
GGAGACCGAGGCGCGCGGGAAAGAGAGGCGGUGGAGAGGGGGUUACGUAGUGACGUUAAUUCUAUAUGAGCGCUAGCGGCGGGAGCUUGGGUCUUUUUACCGCCGGCUGCGCGACGCUUCUUCCUCAGUCCUGAGUCACUGCGAGAUCCGGCCUCGCGCAGAGGUUUGCUGAGGUCUGGAAAAAUGGCAGACAUUGACAACAAAGAACAGGCUGAGCUUGACCAGCAAGAUAUGGAAGAUGUUGAAGAAGUAGAAGAAGAAGAAUCUGGUGAGGAUGCUAAUAGUAAAGCACGCCAACUGACUGUACAAAUGAUGCAGAAUCCUCAGAUUCUUGCAGCUCUCCAGGAAAGGCUUGAUGGCCUAGUUGGAACACCUACAGGAUAUAUAGAAAGCUUGCCUAAAGUAGUUAAGAGACGAGUAAAUGCACUCAAGAAUCUUCAAGUUAAAUGUGCGCAGAUAGAAGCAAAGUUCUAUGAAGAAGUUCAUGAAUUGGAAAGAAAAUAUGCUACUCUUUAUCAACCCUUAUUUGACAAGAGGAGUGAAAUCAUCAACGCUGUUUAUGAACCUACUGAAGAAGAAUGUGAGUGGAAAACAGAUGUUGAAGAAGAAAUUUCAGAGGAAAUGAAAGAGAAGGCCAAGCUUGAAGAAGAGAAAAAAGAUCAAGAAAAAGAUGAUCCUAAAGGAAUUCCUGAAUUUUGGUUGACGGUAUUCAAGAAUGUUGAUUUACUCAGUGAUAUGGUUCAGGAACAUGAUGAACCUAUCCUGAAACACUUAAAAGAUAUUAAAGUGAAGUUUUCAGAAGCUGGAGAACCCAUGACUUUUACUUUAGAAUUCCACUUUGAACCUAAUGAAUAUUUCACAAAUGAAGUAGUAACAAAAACAUACAGAAUGAGGUCAGAACCUGAUGAUUCUGAUCCUUUCUCCUUCGAUGGACCAGAAAUUAUGGGUUGCACAGGGUGCCAAAUAGACUGGAAAAAGGGGAAGAAUGUUACUUUGAAAACUAUAAAAAAAAAACAAAAGCACAAGGGGCGUGGAACAGUUAGAACUGUGACAAAAACAGUUUCCAAUGAUUCCUUCUUCAACUUUUUCAGUCCUCCUGAAGUUCCUGAAAGUGGAGACUUGGAUGAUGAUGCUGAAGCAAUCCUUGCAGCUGAUUUUGAAAUUGGCCAUUUUCUACGGGAGCGCAUAGUUCCACGAUCAGUAUUGUAUUUUACAGGAGAAGCCAUUGAAGAUGAUGAUGAUGAUUAUGAUGAAGAAGGUGAGGAAGCUGAUGAUGAGGUAAGCUUUAUUGUGGGUUUCAGAAGCAUUAAUAAAUUAAAUGAUUUCAGGGGCUUAAAGGUAUAGAAGGAAGUAUCUGAAGGGACUUUCAGUCUUGCUGUACAUGGCCAAAUAUAUUUCUUACAUACACGUGUGUUUCAGGAAGGGGAGGAAGAAGCAGAUGAAGAAAAUGAUCCAGAUUAUGACCCAAAGAAGGAUCAAAACCCAGCAGAAUGCAAGCAGCAGUGAAACAGUGUGUAUGUGGCCUUGAGGAAUAUCUGCACUGUAAUAGCCUAAAUACAACUAUUAGUUACUUACAGCCUUAUGUUUUGUAUCUUGGUAGAAUUAAGUAAACAUUUUGUUAAAACAAACUGACAGAACCAGUUUAAAAUGUAGGUUCCUUGUACCUAGCAUUUUAAUAGUACUUUUCUGCCAAUAUGUAGAAUGCAGUAAAUCCUAAAGCAUGAAUAGUUAAUUCAUUGCUAUAUAUAGUUUGGUUCUAGUGAAGUCUGUUGUCAUGUAGCUAUUAGACUGCAGCUGUGAAGAUAUCAGAACUCUUGACGGACCACUAUUUGUUUAGAAAAGAUCCUUUCCCAGAGAACCAACCAAAGUAUUUUUUGGCCCAGUAGUUUAAAUGGGUUUAAGUCUGCUUGCACUGGCUGUGCCUUCAUUACUUUGUUAUAGAAAUAGCAGUGACUCGUACUAAUUAGGAAAUGAAAUACAUUUUCAAAUUUCAUAACUUCCAUAUAAACUGUUAAUUUCCAUCAAGACCACAAUAAUCAUAAUCGUCUGCUUGUUUAUGCUCUAGGUUUUUGUAUUUUGUGCUGGUGACCUACAGAAAAUCUCUAGAAACAUCAUAUUAAGGUUGUUUAUCACUGGGAUGUGAAUAAACCUAGUAUUUUCAGAAA